AUUUUCGAAUUUCAAAGGGUUUUUGGUCCAAAUGUGAGUCAAGAACGCGUGUUCAACGAUGUACAAGAAUUAGUUAUGUCUUGUCUGCACGGGUACAAUGUUUCUAUUAUAGCGUACGGACAGACAGGAAGUGGUAAGACGCAUACGAUGAGAGGAGGUGGAAGUGAAUCUGAAGGUCUUAUUCCGCGAGCUGUAAAGUUCCUUUUCCAGUCGAAGGACAAGUUAUCGGACCUAGAUUGGACAUUCGAGUUCAAGGCGUCUUUUGUGGAAGUAUACAAUGAAGAAGUAUAUGAUUUGCUCGCUGAGAGAAAUAAGCUUGAAUUAAAGAUGGGUGCAGGAAUCACAACGGUCAACGGUUUGAAAUACUAUGACAUAAAUGACAAGGGCGAUGUGGAGAACAUUCUAUUGAUCGCUGACAGGACCCGAUCAACGGCCGCUACAAAAUGCAAUGAACAAUCGAGUAGAAGUCAUGCAGUUUUCAAACUAUCUAUAGAAGGAAAUAACAAGACUUCUCUAAACUGCUUUGACGAAACAAUUUCAUGUUGUGCAACCCGCCACGCAUCCCUUCACCUUGUCGACCUUGCUGGCUCAGAACGUGUCAAAGAGUCUGGUGCCGAGGGUGAUCGCUUUAAGGAAAUGACAUUCAUUAAUUCUGCACUCUCGAAUUUGCAAAACUGUAUUCGGAGUCAGUUGAAUAAGAAUCAACAUAUACCCUACCGGAACUCGAAACUUACAAUGCUUCUUCGGGAUAGCUUGGGUGCUGGAAACUCAAAAACAAUGGUUAUUGUUGCGUUGAAUCCGGCUCUGGCGCAAGUAGCAGAGACAAAACGUAGUUUGGAAUUCAUGAGCUUAACAAAGAUCGGAUCCGCAAAGAAGCAAGAACAGUAA
Messenger RNA from Angiostrongylus costaricensis, 888 nucleotides. NCBI's taxonomy places the organism in Eukaryota, Metazoa, Nematoda, Chromadorea, Rhabditida, Metastrongylidae. The record is from the annotation of a GenBank genome assembly.